UUUGGACGAUGCUGCUCCGGCGAUGGGCACCGGCCGCACGACGACACUACUACGCGUGGCACGACGUGCCGUACGCUGCUGAGCCCCACGCGCGACAGACGCUCGACAUCGUGGUGCCAAAAGAGCCGCCAUUUCCGAGAGCAUUGCUACCUGUGAUCUUCUUUGUCCAUGGUGGCGCGUGGCAGCGCGGCGACAAGGCCGGGCGGCUGAGCGCCGACCUGGCGCCGACCUUAGCCCAGAGCGUCGGUGCGCUUGUUGUCUCGAUCAACUACCGCCUCUCGCCCGAAGUGCGCUACCCCGCGCACGUGGAAGACGCCGAGUUGGCACGGCAAUGGCUCCACGACCACAUUGAAAAGUAUGGAGGCGACGCAAGCCGCGUUGUUUGGGUAGGCCAUAGCGCGGGCGCCCAUACGAUCAUGAAGAUGCUGCUUGCACCAACAGCGACAUCGGUGCUGCCACCGCCUCGCGGCGUCGUCGGCAUUGCAGGUGUGUACAACAUUGUCCGCAUGGCCAAUGCGUCCAUGUAUGGCGGACUGGUUGUCACGCCUGUCUUUGGUGAUAACGCCCAAGUGUGGCGGGAAGCCUCCGUGAUGCAGCCGACACUGCAGAGCGUCGACGCCAUGUGCCCGAUCUUGCUUUUGAACGCGAGCGACGACUUGCACCUUCAGGACGACAGUCGCGAGUUGCAGCAGUGGUUUGGCAACCACGGCCAUGAGCGUGUCACCCACCACGUAGUACCCGAGACGAACCACCUCUCGAUCUUGGGCGAUGUGAGCGGCAGCUCCAAGACGACAGCGCUCAUUGUCGACUUUAUCAAGAGCAUUGUACAGUUGUAAUCGAAGAAUCGUGGAUUGAUGCUUACA
This is a messenger RNA of Saprolegnia diclina VS20, 863 nucleotides long. RefSeq lists its product as hypothetical. NCBI's taxonomy places the organism in Eukaryota, Oomycota, Saprolegniomycetes, Saprolegniales, Saprolegniaceae. The coding region runs from base 9 to 836 and encodes 275 amino acids. The record is from RefSeq and is a predicted model, not a curated record. The transcript has 4 exons. Gene Ontology annotation, molecular function: hydrolase activity.